AUAUAAUAAUAUAUAAAGUUCACAUCUCAAUAGCCAACCAUAAAUUCCAAACCUCCACACCGACCGUUUGAUCAAAAUCAAACGGCCAGCGUUAACCCUCUCCCAUCAUUUACCCUUUUAAAUAUAAUCUCCGCCUUCCUUCACUCAGUUCCACCAUUUCUCGUUUCUCCGCCGUCGACGCAACCGUCUUAAAUGGCCUCCGUCGCAUUCACCUCCUCCUGCCCCCUCGGCUACUCACGUAUCAAAUCACUUGCUUUCUCUUCCAGAUCAUGUCCAAACCCGGUCUUUUCCCACCCGUUUCUCCCAAAAUCCACUUCACAUAAUUCCAGCUUCAUUAAACCGUUAAGUCUCACUCCAAUCAUAACGAACAAUGGAAUCCAGAAAAGACACAGCAAGUUAACUGUCAAAGCGGCGGCAUCAACUCCAGCCGCCGUAACUCCGCCGUCCCAGCAACCAUGGCAAGGUGCAGCAUUAAAGCCAUUGAUAGCCUCGAUUGCUACAGGUGUCAUUCUCUGGUUCCUUCCCGUCCCAUCCGGUGUCUCUCGUAACGCCUGGCAGCUACUUUCCAUUUUCCUCGCCACAAUCGUCGGCAUCAUCACUCAACCAUUACCACUCGGAGCUGUGGCUUUACUUGGACUAGGAGCUUCCGUCCUCACCAAAACCCUAACCUUUUCCGCUGCCUUCUCCGCUUUUGGCGAUCCCAUUCCUUGGCUAAUCGCUCUCGCCUUCUUCUUCGCUCGGGGUUUCAUCAAGACUGGACUUGGUAAUCGAAUCGCUUACCAAUUCGUUUCCUUAUUCGGAUCUUCCUCUUUAGGUUUAGGCUACAGCUUAGUCUUCAGCGAAGCUUUAUUAGCGCCGGCAAUUCCAUCCGUAUCCGCACGCGCUGGAGGAAUUUUCCUCCCUCUAGUCAAAUCUCUCUGCGCCGCGUGUGGCAGCAACGUGGGUGACGGAACGGAAAAUAGAUUAGGAUCUUGGUUAAUGCUGACAUGUUUCCAAACUUCCGUUAUUUCUUCUUCGAUGUUUUUAACUGCAAUGGCGGCGAAUCCAUUAAGUGCUAAUUUAGCUUUCAAUACCAUUAAACAGCAGAUCGGGUGGAUGGAUUGGGCUAAGGCGGCAUUCGUGCCGGGUUUAGUUUCGUUGCUUGUUGUGCCAUUGAUUUUGUAUGUUAUUUAUCCACCAACGGUGAAAACUAGUCCCGACGCGCCAAAGCUUGCUAGGGAGAAACUGGAGAAGAUGGGGCCGAUGUCCAAGAAUGAGAUUAUCAUGGCUGGGACUCUAUUUCUAACGGUGGGGCUCUGGAUUUUUGGAGGGGUGUUAAAUGUGGAUGCUGUUACCGCUGCCAUUCUUGGGUUAUCUGUCCUACUUGUGACUGGGGUAGUAACAUGGAAGGAGUGUCUUGCUGAAUCAGUUGCAUGGGAUACACUUACUUGGUUUGCUGCACUCAUCGCUAUGGCUGGGUAUUUGAACAAAUAUGGUCUCAUCUCAUGGUUUAGUCAAACCGUUGUUAAGGUCGUAGGUGGAUUAGGUCUUUCAUGGCAAAUGUCAUUUGGCAUUCUGGUUCUUCUCUAUUUCUACUCGCAUUACUUCUUUGCCAGUGGAGCUGCUCAUAUUGGUGCCAUGUUUACAGCCUUCUUGUCUGUGGCUAGUGCUUUGGGCACUCCAUCGUAUUUGGGAGCCCUUGUUCUAUCAUUCCUCUCCAACCUAAUGGGAGGCAUUACUCAUUAUGGAAUUGGAUCCGCACCUGUAUUCUAUGGGGCGGGCUAUGUACCACUAGCAAAAUGGUGGGGAUAUGGUUUCCUGAUAUCGGUGGUGAAUAUUAUAAUCUGGCUUGGAGUAGGAGGCAUCUGGUGGAAGGCUAUCGGCUUGUGGUAAGGCAGAAUGUCAUAAAAUUUGCUGAUACUGAGCUAAGAAGGAUUUCUCACCUAACUUGAAGUUUACAGUUUCUUCUUCACAUCGGAAACUGAUUUGUCUUUGAUUCUUUACGUUGCAGAAAUAAUCUUUAUAGUGGGGUGGGGUUUAGAGGGUUGGAAAAAGAAGAAAGAUUUGAGUUUGAGGUGGAGGUAUUAGAGCAGAGCUUAGAUCUUUACCACAAAUUUUGACAAAUGGAAAAUACAUUAUUAUUUUGAAUACGAAUUUUUGGGUUAUGGAUUAUGAGGCAAGGUAAGGUGGUGCCAACAAUGUCAUGGUUUUAUUGUAUUUUUUAAAGUGCCUGUCGGGUUCUUACCUCUGUUUACUUUGAGUUAGAACUCUAAUGGAAUUUUUUGCCUUCA
Molecule: messenger RNA, 2270 nt
Organism: Gossypium raimondii (Peruvian cotton)
Lineage: Eukaryota; Viridiplantae; Streptophyta; Magnoliopsida; Malvales; Malvaceae
Product: dicarboxylate transporter 1, chloroplastic
Exons: 3
Coding region: 193-1872 (559 amino acids)
Biological process (GO): transmembrane transport
Cellular component (GO): membrane
Molecular function (GO): transmembrane transporter activity
Source: RefSeq, a predicted model, not a curated record